UGCGCUGGGAGACACUUAAAAGAAUUGGAGGAUCGAUCGGUUUUAUGAGGAAAGAAAAGAUGAAAGACAUUGCGAACAGCCCCAAAUCAUCAUCAAAGACUGCUCUCAUCCAAGUCACCAUCUGUUUGAACUGCUGGCUCCGGGAGGAGAUUUCCUCUGACGCGGUGUCACCGUGUUAUGGUUCCCCCCGCCGUGUAGAGACUUCACGUGAAGCACCGUGGUCCGUGUGCCGUUUAUAGAAUUUUAUCCAACCUUUUGUGUGUGUGUGUUUUGAGAAUGCAUCUAACACAAAAGCUGGAGCUUUUCCCCGACCACAGAGUGACCCAGAUGCUCUUCAAAGAAGUCAAAAAUGCUGCAGAGCUGAAAAAAAGCGCCAUGGAAGGGAAAAUAAACGGUGCCUUGAUCAACCCUACGAUGCUGGUGGAUCCUUUUCAAGUGCUGGUAGCUGCCAAUAAAGCCGUUCACUUAGAGAAAAUAGAAAAAAUGAAGACAAGAACUCUUUACUCGGAGAUCAUCUUCAAUCUGUCCCCUACAAAUAAUAUCUCAGAGGCCUUUAAAAGAUUUGGGAUCUCAGAUGGUGAUGACUCCGUUCUGAUCGUUAUGGUUGACAGCAAAGAUGAGUCCCAGGUCGUGUCAGACAUUGCAGCCAGGGUGGAGGGCCGGCAGGUUCCAGUGGAAGAGAUUUCUUCACUGUCAGACCACGCAAAGAUCAAAAAGCUGUACAAAGUCACUCCCCAGGAGGAGAAAUGUGGGAGUCUGCUUGAUGCGGUCGUAUGCAGAAUGGCCACCAAGGAUGUUAUGUAGGUUCGGCGGGAUAUACUAGGUGCGAUUAGAAACUUCUGUGACUUUUAUGACUUCACCCUUAAAGAAAUGAAAGACUACGCUUUGAGCUCCACUUCAACACACUGUCCUUGUGCAGGACUGGACUACUUCCAGCACCGCUGCUAUUUUUAGAUCACUCCUUGAACGUCUCAUUCUGUCCACUGGAGCAAUUCAAACGUUAACUUCUGUGUCAGGCUGAAACAGCUUUGACUCGGAGGGUCAUCAAAGGUUAUGAGAGCGGCUUGUCCACCUACAGCCCACCGACCAAACAGCACACAAUCCAAAAGCAACGCAUCAGGAUCUAGACGAUUUUUUUCCCCAGCAUUCAUGCGUUGUGCACCAAGGUCAGACUUAUUCAAGGAUCUAAUAUCCUGAGGCAUUCAAGGGACGGCAUUUAGUAGAAAUGACGUAAAUCUGUACACUGUAAAUCGAAAACACCAAAGGUUGGGAUUUUUUGUAGCUCACCACUGGUUACAUACAGCCAGAUACGACUCUGUUCUCUAAAAUGAAGCCAAAUGUAACAGAUUCAUGCAGUGUUGCACCAGAGACCACCUUCGAGGGGGGACUGUUUUUGUUUUUGCAGAGUUGCAGAACUUUAUGAUCACACCUUGUAAGACCAGGAUAUACCUAAUAAUAUCUGAGAAAAUGUGUUUUUUUUUCUCUUCACAGCAGUUUAACAAUAGAUCCGUUGUCAAUAGAUCUAUGUCUGUUUUUAAUACUAGCCCAGCACACUCUUAAGUUUAAACCAACAAAAAUUGUCAGUCUUGAUCUGUGUACACUGGGCUCAGUCAAAAUAAAUCUUAUUUUUCUUAAA
Maylandia zebra (zebra mbuna) is the source of this 1636-nucleotide messenger RNA. It is a transcript of the gene tprkb, whose product is annotated as Tp53rk binding protein. Gene Ontology annotation, cellular component: EKC/KEOPS complex; cytosol; nucleus. The record is from RefSeq and is a predicted model, not a curated record. Lineage: Eukaryota; Metazoa; Chordata; Actinopteri; Cichliformes; Cichlidae. Gene Ontology annotation, biological process: tRNA threonylcarbamoyladenosine modification.